Pristis pectinata (smalltooth sawfish) is the source of this 829-nucleotide messenger RNA. Its product is annotated as telethonin-like. Bases 209 to 700 code for a protein of 163 amino acids. The transcript is spliced from 2 exons. NCBI's taxonomy places the organism in Eukaryota, Metazoa, Chordata, Chondrichthyes, Rhinopristiformes, Pristidae. The record is from RefSeq and is a predicted model, not a curated record. Gene Ontology annotation, biological process: cardiac myofibril assembly; skeletal muscle thin filament assembly; cardiac muscle tissue morphogenesis. Gene Ontology annotation, molecular function: structural constituent of muscle; titin Z domain binding; titin binding. Gene Ontology annotation, cellular component: Z disc.
CCUGGGUGUGUGUGUGCCUGCGGGCGCUGACAGCCGGAAUGCGGCGGGAACGUCACCAAUUCCACUGCGAGUUGUCAGCGGGGAUUUAGCGGUGAUAACACAGCCCCAAAAUAGCGGCUGCGGACUACAUAAAGGGGCGGCCGCCGCCCUAGCGCUCAGUGACCCGGGCACCCACCCAGCGUCGGGCAACUCACAGGUCGCGGGCAGGAUGAAACUGGCGCCUGAAGCCACUCUCACCGCCUCCGUGAACGAGGAGAACAUCCGGAGAGAAUCUUACUCGGCAGAGUGGCAGGACUUGAUCCUCAGAACUCUGCCUCAGGACCGGUGCUGCCUGUCCGAGGUGAACAGAUCCCGGCGGGAAAGCUACAACAGGAAGCAGCGGGUGAGUUACCUGGUGCAGCGGGCUCCGGACCAGCGGCUGUGGAUGGGUCUCCUGGGGCAGGAGCUGAGCGAGUACCGUCUGCCCCUCCCCAUCUUCACCCCCACCCAGAUCGGCGGCACGGCGGAGCGGCCCGAGGCUGAGGCAGCGCUGGAGCGGGCGCAGAGCCCGGGCGGAGUGUGCCCGGACAAGCGGGAGAUCUCGGCCAUCACCAAGGACCUGCCACCGCUGAUGCAGCCGGUCAGCCUGGCGGGCAAGAAGCCGGAGCUGGCCCGCCGCUCGCUCUCCAGGUCCAUGUCCCAGGAGGCACAGAGGGGCUGAGCGGACUGGGCGUGCCCCGGGCGGACGGUGCAAGGACUGGGCAUGUGGAGGAGGGAACGGCGGUGGGCAGGAGGGUGGGGGUGAGGCAGCGAGGUGCGGGAGGUGGGGGCUUCGGCUGGUGAGCCAGUG